AUGAGCAUGAAAACUGAUAAGAAGACACGGGUUGAAGAUCAUGAUGGUCCUCAAAACAUAGAGGACCUGUGGAGGAAGGAGUAUCACCCGCAGGAGACUACAGAGAAGGAAAAUGAGGAAGUUGUGCAACAGUCCUCUGAUCGAGCCCCUCUGGAUCCCAAGAAGGGAAUCCCAGUGGACGCACAACAACAAGUUCAAUCAGGUAACCUGGGAUUUGGGUUGGGAGUGGGAGCUGUUAAGAGACUCCUCAUGGAGAAACAAGAGGAAAGAGAGAGUUGGAAACCAAAAGGAAAAAGCUGGAAGAGACAAGGACAGACAAAACAUAGGGAGGGUGAGGGAGUGUUGUUAACUCCCCAAAUGAGAACUCAUGAGUCAUGUGGACAGGGAGGAGGUUCCUACCCCGAUGGAAGAGGAAAAUAUGACAAACAAGAAGGCCAGAACCUUAAUUUUCCCUAA
Messenger RNA from Linum trigynum, 456 nucleotides. NCBI's taxonomy places the organism in Eukaryota, Viridiplantae, Streptophyta, Magnoliopsida, Malpighiales, Linaceae. The record is from the annotation of a GenBank genome assembly.